ACCCCUUGAAGCUCGGCACUUAUCUUAUCAGCCUUUCACGUGAUAAGUUAGUCAUCUCAGCGAUUCCGCCACCCGCUCCGCGUCUUGAUUCCAAAGCGCUCCGCUCGACAUCUCAGCGUUCUCUUCUGUCCUUGUACUUUGCUUUCUCUAGGAGGUUAUCUAGACAUUAUUGUCUUUGCCCACCAUGCCGCGCGCAGAAGCUGGAUCCACAAAGGCGAUCAGCAACAAGAUCAAGGCUAAAGGCUUAGGCAGACUUAGAUGGUAUUGUCAGGCUUGUUCGCGCCAGUGUCGCGAUGAGAACGGAUUUCGCUGCCAUGUCCAGAGUGAAAGCCAUGUGCGCCAGGUGCUGCUGAUCGGCGAAGACCCCAAGAAAUACAUCGAAGAUUACAGCAAGCAAUUCCUCGACAACUUCCUCAAUCUUCUAAAGACCGGUCAUGGCGAGAAGAAAGUUCACAUCAACCAGUUCUACCAGCAAGUCAUUGCCGAUAAGGAGCACAUCCAUAUGAACGCCACGAAGUGGAAGAGUCUUUCGCAGUUUGCUGCAUACCUGGGUCGCGAGGGUAUUUGCCGUGUCGAGGAGACAGAGAAGGGCCUGUUCGUCUCUUAUAUCGAUCGGAGUCCGGAGGCCAUGAGACGACAGGAAGCUUUGCUCAAGAAGGAACGCCAGGACCGGGGAGAUGAGGAGCAGGAGCAACGACAGAUUCGAGAGCAGAUCAAGCGUGCUCAGCAGAGUGCGAAGGAGGAGGAAGAGGUGGACCCUGAAGCUCGCAAGCUGCAGCGCAAGGAGGGUGAGAAAGUCAAGUUGAAUAUCGGAUUCGGUUCGAAGGCAAACGGCGAUUCGAAGAGCGAGUCGCCGAAGCCCGCAUUGCCCGAGGAAAAGGAUAGCGGUGCAUCGGCCACGCCAGAGACUACCGAUGCUGCACCUACUCCCGCUGCCGUUCCCGCCCCCGCCCCGCCUGCGCCACAGGCUGCGCCGAAGGUGUCUCUGUCAUUCGGUGGUGGUGGAAACAAGCCGAAGAAUGUCUUUGCUGCCGCUGUAAAGAAGAACCCUCUUGCGGGAAAGAAGGGGCCGGUCAUGGAACAGCCCAAGAAGAUGACGGAGCAGGAGCGCAUCAUGAAGCAGGAGAUGGAGGCUAUGGAGCGGAAACGUAUGCGUGGCUCUGCUGGGUUCCCUGACGCGAAGCGCCCGAAGAUCUCUUGAGUUGGUCGUUCGACGAUAAUAUUCCUACGUGGGUUGUACCCAUACUCCACACCCCCAUCGGCUUCGAUGCCGCUCCGCCCAGGCGACGUUAAUGCAUUUGUUCCCGUCGGCCAGUGGGCAAUGGAGAAACGCCAUGGGGGAUGUUACUAUGACAAGUCAGACCUCGAUGACUUUUAUACCGUGCGCUCUCGAUGUCGGCGGCAGCAUUCAGGGCAACGCGUUCUUGCGAUGCCCGUUCGGUCGGAUAUUUGUUGACUGGGACGUACUCUUUCUGCUGGGUUUAAUGACUAGGCUAUUGGCGUAGUCACAUUGAAUUCCUCGGUCGCCUAUGAUAGAUACAUGACUAGAUAUCGUUGGCCAGUAACAUUGCCAACGAAUGAAUAUAUAACUUGCUUAUUAUAUGUCGAUGUAUCUUUAAAUAUUGUCUUGAU
Aspergillus welwitschiae is the source of this 1632-nucleotide messenger RNA. RefSeq names its product putative C2H2 finger domain protein (Kin17). Gene Ontology annotation, molecular function: double-stranded DNA binding. The record is from RefSeq and is a predicted model, not a curated record. Gene Ontology annotation, cellular component: nucleus. The transcript is spliced from 4 exons. Lineage: Eukaryota; Fungi; Ascomycota; Eurotiomycetes; Eurotiales; Aspergillaceae. Gene Ontology annotation, biological process: DNA replication; DNA damage response. Bases 185 to 1201 code for a protein of 338 amino acids.